AUCACAGUAACCACAGGAAGUAGACGCAGCAGCUCUCUACUAAAGCACGACUUUAGACAGUCCAGAGACAGAAGAAGAAGAGAGACAGAGAGUCACCAUGGUCGACUUCAAAUGGAUUCUUAUAGCGCUGCUUCAGUUUACAGCAGCAGCUGAAGGACUUCCCCCCUCCUUCACUGUCAGAGCUGGACAGGAAGUCACUUUGCCUUGUGGAAAUGUGAUAGACGAUCAGAAAAACUGUGACAGUACAACAUGGGUGUUCAUUGAUUCAAGUCAGAGAGCAUCAGUAGAGCUGAUUGACCAUGGACAGAUUGAUAAAUCUAAAUCAGACAGACUGAGUGUUACACAGAACUGUUCUCUGGUUAUAAAGAAUGUCACAGAUGAAGAUGCUGGACUUUACUACUGUCAACAAUACAAAUCAGGACAAAGACAAAGACCAGUCUCUGAUGUUUAUCUGUCUGUGGUUACCAUGACUGAACACAAGAUCACUGAUCAGGUGGAGUGGUCCUGCUCUGUGUCGACAUAUAAUGGAUGGUGUUAUUACACAGUGAAGUGGCUGUUUGUCGGUACCAAUGUGGAUAAAUAUCACAAAGAUCUGCAGACAUCACAGUCUGGCUGCUCUGCCUAUGUGCGCCUACAGUCUUCUCAUUUCAUGCACACAUCAAACUCUGACUUAUUGAAGUGUGAAGUGACUGAUGGUGACAAAGUGCAGCUGUUUCCCUUCAGACUUCAGCCCUCAGGUGAGAAACCAGGUGACGACACGACAACAACAAAACCAAGACCAGAACCCACGACCAAACUACCACGAAAAAGAAAAACAAGAACAACUACUCCGACUCCGACUACGGCUACAAAACCCAAAACCAAACCAACACCAGCACCAACAACUGACAGCUGCAUGAAAAGAGGAACCAUCAUGACAGCGUCUCCAAUCAGUGAUGAUUCAGCAAACCUAAAAUACAAAAAGUGA
Larimichthys crocea (large yellow croaker) is the source of this 967-nucleotide messenger RNA. RefSeq lists its product as uncharacterized. Bases 98 to 967 code for a protein of 289 amino acids. NCBI's taxonomy places the organism in Eukaryota, Metazoa, Chordata, Actinopteri, Sciaenidae. The transcript has 4 exons. The record is from RefSeq and is a predicted model, not a curated record.